GGAUGAUACGAGUCUUAAAUAUUAAUGUUAUGGAUACCUAUCUAUAGAUGUUAUACAUACAAUAGGGGUAAGCUCUGCCCCACUUCGUUUUCUUUGGCUUUGAUAUCAUCAUAGUGAUGCGAUCUAAAUUACCAAAUCCUCGAAUUCAAUUCACAUGUUUAAUGUUGGCGGUAACCUAUGACAUCAUGAUCGAGGUGAAAAUAUAAUACUGGAUUUAUAUAUUUAUAUCAUUCUAGUUUCAUCAAUUAAUAUAGGAGGAAAAUGGCACUCUAGUUACCUAAGUUAAGUGACAAUGGUGACAACGCGCUCACAGAAUAAGAACUCCGAGCCAAACCCUGGCGAAAAGCGGUCUCAUACCAAAGCUGCAACUGUCCAAGCACGGGAGCCGGAGACAAAGCACCAGAAAACGGAAUCUUCUACUAAAACCAAGUCGGGUGCUAAAGAUGAAGGUGACAAGGGAAGCGAACAAUAUACCAACGGAGAGUCACUGUCAAAUCCCAAGAUUCGCCAGCUGAUCUCUCAAUACGGAGAGCUCCCACUCAGUCAAACGGAUUUAUCUGACCCAGAUAAACCAACCCCGGAUACAAUCCUCGCAUUGCUCUUAAAUGCGAUGCUCUCCUCAACAAGAAUCUCUCACUCAUUGGCUGCCAAGACAGUCGAUCUAGUCAUCAAGGCCGGGUAUCAUAAGCUUGACGUCUUGAAGAAGAGCACUUGGGAAGAAAGGACCGAGGUUUUGACUAAAGGUGGUUAUACGCACUACAGAGAAAAGACAGCGACUAUGAUGGGAGACCUCGCUCAACUCAUCGAGGAUAAAUACGGGGGCGACUUGAACACAAUUCUCCAGCUCACUUCCGAAGACCCGGCAAAGAUUAGGGCAGAACUCAAGACCAUCAAGGGGCUUGGCGAUGUCGGUAUCAAUAUAUUCUUCGAUACGGUACAACACCUCUGGACUUGUCUCGCACCAUUUGUGGAUCCGCGAAGUCUGAAGACUGCGAAAGAGAUUGGAAUUGGGGACGACGUGCAUGCCUUGUGGAAAGAGGUAUCAGAAAACCCAGAACAGAUGUGUAGACUGGCUUCUGCGCUGACGAAGCUGAGGCUGGAGGGGAAACAGAAAGAAUUCAAAGAUUGAGAGUUGAUCUUUUCUUUUAUUUAUAUGAAUCAGCGUAGUGUAGAGCAGUAUUUGGGAUUUGGGACCUUCCAUGUUAAUAAUUAUAUGUUCAAGGGGUGUGGUCACAAGCAAUAGUGACUAAAUAUGAUAUGCUAAGCUUUUGAACGACAUCUCCAGAAAUAUGAUUAUUCGGCCAGGAAACUAUGUCGCAUUCCAU
Daldinia caldariorum is the source of this 1325-nucleotide messenger RNA. RefSeq lists its product as uncharacterized. Gene Ontology annotation, molecular function: catalytic activity. The record is from RefSeq and is a predicted model, not a curated record. NCBI's taxonomy places the organism in Eukaryota, Fungi, Ascomycota, Sordariomycetes, Xylariales, Hypoxylaceae. Gene Ontology annotation, biological process: DNA repair. The transcript is spliced from 3 exons. Bases 293 to 1129 code for a protein of 278 amino acids.